GGCGGCAAGAGAUCGCGUUGCCCGCUGGAUUCUUUAAACUACCUUCCUAGUGCACCGAGAUUUAAGGCUUACAGGGGAAAUGGCGAAAGGGCAGGCGCUGGACGCUGGCGCAUCCGGAAACAUCAGUGGCGGCGCGCGGCCCGGGACGAGCGCUGGGGAUUCCCAUCUGAGGCGUCGCCGCUGUCACUGCCAUCACCCACGGAGCCACUUCUAGACGGGAGUAGACCCGGCCCUUCGCCGGGCAGAGAAGAUGCUGCCCCUGUCCAUCAAGGACGAUGAAUACAAACCACCCAAGUUCAAUCUGUUCGGCAAGAUCUCAGGCUGGUUUAGGUCUAUCCUGUCCGACAAGACGUCUCGGAACCUGUUUUUCUUCCUGUGCCUGAACCUCUCUUUCGCUUUUGUUGAACUACUCUACGGCAUCUGGAGCAACUGCUUAGGUUUGAUUUCCGACUCCUUUCACAUGUUUUUCGAUAGCACUGCCAUUUUGGCUGGAUUGGCAGCAUCUGUUAUUUCAAAAUGGAGAGAUAAUGAUGCUUUCUCUUAUGGGUAUGUUAGAGCAGAAGUUCUGGCUGGCUUUGUCAAUGGCCUGUUUUUGAUCUUCACUGCUUUUUUUAUUUUCUCUGAAGGAGUUGAGAGAGCACUGGCCCCCCCAGAUGUACACCAUGAGAGACUGCUGCUUGUUUCAAUUCUUGGGUUUGUGGUAAACCUAAUAGGAAUAUUUGUUUUCAAGCAUGGAGGUCAUGGACAUUCUCAUGGCUCUGGCCAUGGACAUAGUCAUUCCCUCUUUAACGGUGCUCUGGAUCAGGCCUAUGGCCAUGGAGAUCAUUGCCAUAGUCAUGAAUUAAAACAUGGUGCUGCACACAGCCAUGAUCACGGUCACGGACAUGGACACUUUCAUUCUCAUGAUGGCCCUUCCUUAAAAGAAACAGCAGGACCCAGCAGACAGAUUUUACAAGGUGUAUUUUUACACAUUCUGGCGGAUACACUGGGGAGUAUCGGUGUCAUUGCCUCUGCCAUCAUGAUGCAGAAUUUCGGUCUGAUGAUAGCAGAUCCUAUCUGUUCAAUCCUGAUAGCCAUGCUCAUAGUUGUAAGUGUUAUUCCUCUUUUAAGAGAAUCUGUUGGAAUAUUAAUGCAGAGAACUCCUCCUUUUUUGGAAAAUACUCUGCCUCAGUGCUAUCAGAGGGUACAGCAGUUGCAAGGAGUUUACAGUUUACAAGAGCAGCACUUCUGGACCUUGUGUUCUGACGUGUAUGUUGGCACCUUGAAAUUACUAGUGGCACCCGAUGCUGAUGCUAGAUGGAUUUUAAGCCAAACGCAUAAUAUUUUCACUCAGGCUGGAGUGAGACAGCUUUAUGUACAGAUUGACUUUGCGGCCAUGUAAUGAAUGAGAAGAAAUUACGCUUUUUGGGGGACCUAACUUUUCUGGUACUGUACAACCCAAAACAUUGUACUUAGCUUUUUAAAAUAGAGAAAUCAUCACUACAGCUCCCCAGCACCAAGCAGACCAGGGGGAGCCAGGCAUCUGUGCUCAGCCAGGAGUUUACAGCCAAGGGGUCAGAAUUAACAGGAUCUCUCCUGGACUUUUGGUCUUGUCUUUCGUGCUCUUCCCUCCAAACCAUUUCGAUUUCUGAGGUUUCUGGUUUUAUUCCAGGGUAUCAUAUUCUGUUUAUUUGUUUCUUCCGUUUGUUUGUUUCAAAUGCCCUCCCUCCCGCCCCUCAUCCUAGCCAGUAAGAAAUUCAGACUGUGGGCCUCUAAUCAUCUGGGAUGUCUUCACUGAAGCUGCUGGAAACCACUGCUUUCAUUCCCACAAAACCAGUGUUAUUUAAAAAAAAAAAAGGAAACGGAAUACUGUUUUAUAUGUAAUGUCACAGUUGUUGACGUUCUUCAGUAUAAUCAUACGUUUGUAAAAUUGUUUGUACCUUGCAAACUUAUGAACCAAACCAUAUUGGGUUUUCAAAGUGCCUUUGUAUCAGAAAAUGUAUUUGCCAGCAUAGAAAUGUACCAUCAAAGGUCAUGUAUAUGUUUUUUUUUAUGGAUAUUCUGUAAUCUGUACAAAAUAAGACUCUUACUAGUAAUGUAUACAGAUGUCUUUUUUGUGUACUUCUAGCAUAGGUUUAGAUAUAUAAAAUUUUUCCUUUAAUUGCUUUUUCCCAUCAAAAAAUAAAAGGUGUUACUUUGGUUUUUAAAUCAAAUUCAGUUAUUACAUUAAAUUAUUUUGUGGACUGUCUUUUCAAAACUUAGCAAAAGAUGGGUGUUUUUGACUUACUUAAAACAUCUUCUAAAUUCUAAAUUUCUAUAAAAGCUGCUGUGUCUAUGGUAAACUUUCCUGUAUCUGUCCUUGCUGUUUUGAUAGAUCCUAUUAAUGAAAGAAAAAGGCAUGCAGAGUGAAGGCAGCAAUGGUGGUGACGAUGUUGUUUUGUUUUUUUCAUCCUCAAAUGCCAAAUCAUACAAUUUGUUUUCCUUUGCAAGCGCUUCCCAAAUACAGUUGCUUUCAGGAUCCUAAAGCCACGUUUUACUGAGUUUGAAGUAUUGAAGGUACAGAGUAAAUGUGGUAAGAUCGAACUCUUCCUAACACAGGUAUCUUAGAAGUUAAUAAAUAAGUUGAUUCCUAGGUUCUUGUGUAUUUGAAAAAUAAAAUUGCAAUUUGAGAUAAGUGCUUGAACGAACUCUGCUUAAAUAUUCUCUGUUUUGUAAAGAAAUAUUGAUCUAGCUAGACAUUUUCCCAUUGUACUUCAUUUUGUCACAAUGUAUAUUCCCUUUUAACUGAAAGGGAAAAAUUGAAAUUGUUGGGGGGAAAACCCUGCAGGAUGGAAAUGAAUAUUUAGAAUGUAGAUCAGUAAUAAGCACUUUUUCACUGAUGUGACAGAAAUCACUGCUGAUUUUGUCUACGUUUUGGAGUAUCUUUUCCCCUAUUUCUGAACUAUACCGUGUUAGGAACACUAAGGCUACUUUCUUCAUGCUUUUCUAAACUGCUGCAGAUUGCCAUGAGCUGUUGGUAGUCUCCUUUUUGCAGAUUAAGUAGUAUUUUCAAAACAUUUUUACUUACUGCAGGCAGUUCUAAAGCUAAGAAUUCCUGCACUAGAAUGUGUUUAGCUGAAACAAUUGUUAAGAUGUUUUAGGAGGGGCCCAUAAAGGGAAUGUCCUGAUAAUGGUACUGCUUUCUCAUUGUAAGUGUUCAGUAGUCACUUGGAAGUCUGCAUCCAUACCACACCUGAUAGAAGCCUGGGCUGUUCUGUAGGUUUUGGCAUAUUGUGGGAAAUGACAGCUCUAGAUGAGGGCAGGGACUUGGGAUGUGUGCCUUUAAAAACUAAUUAUCUGGGAUUGUGCUGAUAUUUCACACACGGAGAUCAUGCUUGCACUGGCCUGUAAAAUUUACCAGUGCGUUUUAAAGAUCCAGUUCUGCCUUUACUGAGCCCUCCAUUCCAAGUGAAGUUUUUUGUCAAAAUAUGCAUCACUUUAUUAGCCACACUCUUCAAUACACAAGUGCAUGAGGCUGGUUGUUUUCUUUGAUAAAGGGUUAGAGUAUAUAUAGAAUAUUUGACCGAUAUGAAACUCUAAUUUUGCACCUGUUACCAGAGAUGGAUGGCUCACGUCUGGUUGGCCUUAACAUUUAUGCUUUAAUUAAAUGUUCUUAAACCUGUAUGUUUAAGCAGGAAAAAAAUGAGUGUGAGAAAAAGCAACUUUUUUCUCACUCUUAGGAAGAUACUUGUGUUAUCAGUGUUCUCGGCACAGAUGAAUUGCUAAGGUAGAUAAUUUCACUGAGAAAUACUACUUGAUUAUUCUUACAAAAUAAAUUUAGCUGUCUCUGUUGUUAGGCUAACUCUUGGAGGAAAAAAGCCUCUGAGUAUAACUUUGCUAAUAUUUUAAAAAACAAAAUGUUCUCUGGAGAACAAAUUUGUAUUGCUCCGGGAAAGUUUACCUAGCCAAAUAAACUUUCCCAAACAGAAAUAUACCUAUACCAGUUUUGUGUUUUUAAAUGUAGAUUGUAUUGAUGAGGACAAAGGGCUUGCCCUCUGUGACUCCCUAUGCACUUUGUGAAGGAAGCGCCCAGUGUGUCUGCAGCUCAGUGUCCCUCACGCUGUCAGCCCACGCCGUCCUCUGCAGAGGCAUGAGGAAGUGCUGCCAGAUGCUAGCACUGUGAUUUCCCGUGUAUCUGGAGGGUUUCGGCAUUCUUCAAAGCCUCCUCAUCUACACCAGUAGCCAAACUGCUGUGACUUCUGUGCACGUUUGUAAAGCAGCCAAAUCACUGACUCCAGAUGCAGUUGGCCAGAGUUCACCAAUGUUUUUGCCGACUAUGGAAUAAUCAGUUUUGUAGCUAUUAUGAAUAUGGUAGCAACAUAAGAUUUUAAGAACAAAAAUAAUUCACUGCUUUAACAUCCAAGGAGACCGAUCUCAGAAGCAGUCGUGUCCUACCUCUCAUUUUACAGAGGAGAAAAAUUGAAGCCCAGAAAUGCUCUCAUUUCCUCAAGGUCACAGAGAUAAUUAGGGGCAAAGCCAAGGCCAGAAUGCAGGUCUUCUGACUCCAAGGCGAGAGUUCUUUCUGCUCCACUGUGCUGCGUCUCCAGAGUAAAAUCUGCCUUUCUGUAAACGUGAUGAAGAAGCAUCUUUAAGUAAAGGACGUUUGAUCUCUGUUUUUGGUACAUUAAGGCACUUUAUAAAUGGAGUUUUAUUGUCUUAUUUUUCAUAGCUAGUUAUAAGGUUUCAAAUAUUAUUUCCAUAGUAUUCUUUAUGAAAGAUAUAAUUAAUUUUUUUACUCUUUUUUACUUUUUUACUCCUGUGAAACCAGUUCCUGAUUUUUUAAAAAAAUGACAUUUGUGCAUUGGAUACUUUGAACUUGUGAGUGAAUUUUUCUGUUAAUUGCCCGAGGCUAAAUCCAGUUUAAGGAUUGCUUAGUUUCUUUGUCUUGUUUAUAUUCUGUGAAUUGGUACUUUUUAGAAACCACACUAGUGCACAGGUCAUAUCAUUUCAUUCCUGGUACGUUAAGUUUUCAGUCACUGGAGAGCUUCUGAACUGUUGACAUUCUCAGAGGCGUGUAAAAUUGGGCAUCAGAUGUUGUCUAGAACAAAAUAAAAAUUUUAAUAGGGUAAACUUUUUGAAGUUUUACCAGAAUCCCAAAGGCUAAACUGCAACUUUUAACUCUUCAUAGAAGUGUUACCUUGAGAAAGUUAAACUUUUUCUAUCACCAUCUUCAAAACAAAUCAUUUUCCAGUUCAGAGAACUUUGGUAAAAAGGAAAUUACUUUAUUCUUUGAAAGAACAGUCAUUAAAACUUUUAUUAACGGAGGCAGAUUGUUGCAAGACGUGAUUGCCCACAAGCCUUAGGGGUCCAGACCUCUACCACAGAGUCAAGUCCGACUUAAAUCACAGUGCAGGAUUAUACGUCAAAAUGUGUUUGCAAAGAAGUAUAGCUCUAUUUCAAGGUCAAAUUGAUGUGAGUCUCUGAUGAGGGUGUCUUUGGUUUAUGUUUAAUCAUUUCCUAACUACAAAGUUUACAGAAAGAAAGGGUGGGGCUUAGCUACCAGUAAGUAUGCGUCACGCUCUUUGUAUGGCCUUUUUCAUGUUACCACGUUUAAAAUCCUCACAUGUCUAUAAAGACAAAGUUUUGCAUGAUUUUAUGAUUGGUAUGUUUUCUCUUCUGAUUCUCCCAACACUCCUGUGAGGAAGGAAUUCUUAACCCCAUUUUACAGAAGAGGAAGCUAUUUCAAGAGAGGGUAAGAGACCUGCCUGGGGGCCGGCCGGUGGUGGAGCGGCCUCUCAAUCCAGUGCUUUUUCUGAUGACGCUCUGGUUUUGUACGUCACCCUACAAUGAUUUAAAGGUCCAAGAAGGUGUGGCAGAUGUAAACACACUCUCCUAUAAAAUCAGUGAACAAUCACCGUGACAAAAUUGAUCUAGAGGAGCAGUUAUGAAUACAUUGUUUAGAUUCAUUCCUUCUUUGGAUGCUCUUCUAUGCUUAUUACCUUUGCCACUGCACUUCAGCUGUGCAGGCUGAGAAGAGCAGUCAGAGCUCCCUUAAGCAGUUUUAAGACCCUUUAAAAACAAAAUAGUAAAAAGUUUUCUCGACACUCAGAGUAAACUGCCUGAAAGGUACUUGACUCAGCAUGGGUGCCAGUGUGAGUAAAGAGAAUUCGAAUUCCUGGCCAACAGACAUUAACUUAGUUCUGGGGGAACUGUCUUCCAAGAAGUGUGAAUAACUUUGCGCUGCAUGAGAGGAAUACAUAGGAUUUGAUUCACAGCAUUACAUUUUAUCGACUCCUUUACAGACGCCUUUUCAAAAAGAACUCUGUUUCAUAAUCAGUAGUAAUCUGUGCAUUUAAUAAUAACAUUUAACUUUGAACUCUUCCCAUGGCUUUGAAAAUGUAGUAUUUGAAAUUCUGAUCAUGAUGGAAAGUCUGUAAAAAAGAAUGUGUUUGUCUCAUAAUUCCUAUUACCACCAAACUUAGCAUGAAUCUACACCUACAUGCUCAGUAAACACUGUAGACAGUAGUGGAUACAAAAGUAAGGGAUGGGGACAGUUAAAACCAUAAUUUGCUGUUUAUUACAGAAGACAUCUCAGCUUUUCUCUGGCAUCUUUGCACAAAUGUGACUUUUUAUAGUCACUUUGGCCAUUGUAUUUUCAAGUAGCCCUCUGAGCUGCUCCUUCAUUUUAAUACAGGAACAGUGGGAGUAUAGAGAAAGAGACGUUUUCCAUUUUGCAUGUUGUUGGACAGGAAAUUGGUAGAACUGGGAGUGUGGAACCUGGGUCACUUGAAUUUUUAUAUUUUGUGUAGCCAAAUGAGAAACCACAUUCUCCUUUGUUUUUAUGAAAAAUCGCCAUUUAAGGAUCUGUGUAUAACAUGCUUUCUGUUUCAUUUAUCCCAAACUCUUUCAAAGGUGUAUUUUGAAGGUACUUCUAUAAAAACAAUACAACAUUAAGUGAUUUAAAUAUUCCUAAGAUAGUUUUAAUCUUCUCUCUUUCCCCUCUAAAUAUUAACUUUUAGCAGAGCUUCUCUAUAUUCUGAUUUUGCAUCUCUGUUCAUUGCUGCUGCCAAUGUAAAACUUCCCCUUUUCACCAGUGGGGGGAAAAAGCUUUAUUUGAAUUUCAGUCUUUGAAUUUUAUGUAUCAUAUGUCACACAUCAAUUUUAAGUUCAAUGAAGAUUCUACUUUGAAGCAGACGUAUCUUGUCAAGAGUUAGCCAAGUACUCUCAUUGCUUCCUCUAAUAACAGCAAAUUCAGUGAUAUUUCUGCUCAAGGGAUAUUUUGCCUGAACGUUUGUGAGUUUGAUCAAUAAACAGAAUGGGUCUUUUAAUAAAAUCAGAAAUACUGUGAAUGAAAAAUUGCCAAAUCCCUUCUUGGUUUAUUCUGAACACCCCUAUAACACUUUACCUUCCUGUCUUUAAUGGUUUCU
Molecule: messenger RNA, 7385 nt
Organism: Vicugna pacos (alpaca)
Lineage: Eukaryota; Metazoa; Chordata; Mammalia; Artiodactyla; Camelidae
Source: RefSeq, a predicted model, not a curated record